GGGAGAAACAAAUAAAAUCUAGUAAUUCUCAUUUUUGACACCACAAGAAUGUCAUUUAAACAUUUUUCAUAAAAUUUUGUUUCACAAAUUUUUGUUCAUUUACAUUUUCAAUAACCUCUUCAAAUUUUACACAAAAAUUCAAAACCAAAAAGUUCAACCACUUGGAUAUUCUUGACUUGCGCAGUUGUUGACAUUCUGACAUUUCACAACUGUGUGUCGUGUGAACGUACAGAGUACGGCUUUUGUGAUUCAUUAAAGACGCUUUUCUUGAAAUUUGCACUGGAAGUUUUGGAAUUCAAAAACUUCUACUACACGUCCUGAAUUGUUAUAAUAUGAGUAAUGCACCCAACCAAAAUGGAUCAGGUCUAGAGCAGCAGUUUGCUGGUCUGGACUUGCAGAGUCGCAGCUCAAGCAGCAGCGGCCGCUACGUGCCCCCACAUCUACGCAAUAAGCAGAGUCAACAACCGCAGCAGCAACAGCCUUCUGAAGGCAGCGGCGGCGGUAACUUCGAAAAAGAUCGAUACGACAGAGAGCGCUCCGAUAAUAACAGAGACAGAGACCGCGGUGGUCCGGAUUCCAGAGAUAGAGGCGGUAGCAGAGGCGGCAGCUCCAAAAACUUUGGAAGAGAUCGCGAUAACAGGGCCGGGGAUUUCUCCAGUUUCAAUACAAGAAACAGGAGAGAUAACCAAAAUGGAGAUGACAGGAAUGACAGAAAUGAUUGGAGCAGUGGACGCAAUAACGACCGGGACAGGGACCGUAACAAUGAUCUACAGCCGCGCAACGAUCGCUGGCAGGAACCGGAGCGGUCGUCGAGGGGUAGCGACGGCGGCGGUGGAGGCGGUGGCGGUAGCCGAUGGAACGACAAUGCAGGUAGCGGCGGAGGUGGGGGUCGCAGGAACGACAGCCGCCGCGGAGUUUCUAACGAAAACGACUGGACAGUCCCGACGGCGAGGGACGAACGCACCGAGGCCGAUUUGUUCGGCACCGGCAAUACGGGCAUCAACUUCAGCAAGUACGAAGAUAUACCGGUGGAGGCGACCGGCGACAAAGUGCCGACUCACAUUGCAUCUUUUGAGGAAGUACAGCUGACAGAACUAAUUCGCACCAACAUUUCGAUGGCUCGAUACGAUUCCCCCACGCCCGUACAGAAGUACGCUAUACCGAUCAUAAUCGGCAAGCGGGACUUGAUGGCGUGCGCCCAAACGGGUUCCGGCAAAACGGCCGCCUUUCUGGUGCCCAUUCUCAAUCAGAUGUUCGAAAACGGCCCGCCCAAUAUCCAGCACGGCAGAAGUAGGCGCAAGCAAUUCCCACUGGGGCUCGUUUUAGCCCCGACCAGAGAAUUGGCGACGCAAAUCUACGACGAGAGCAAGAAGUUCGCGUACAGGUCGAGAGUUAGGCCUUGCGUUGUAUAUGGUGGAGCAUACGUGGGCGACCAGAUGCGCGAAUUGGAACGCGGUUGUCACUUGUUGGUCGCCACGCCCGGUCGACUUCUCGACAUGAUCGACAGAGGUCGCAUCGGUCUCGAUUAUUGUCGCUAUCUAGUGCUGGACGAGGCCGAUAGAAUGUUAGACAUGGGUUUCGAAGUGCAGAUUAGACGUAUUGUCGAAAAGGAGACGAUGCCCAAGACGGGAGACAGACAAACGUUGAUGUUUUCCGCGACUUUCCCCUCGCCCAUACAGAUGUUGGCCAGGGACUUUUUGGAUAAUUACAUUUUCUUGGCGGUCGGUCGAGUCGGUAGUACUUCAGAGAAUAUUACGCAAAAGGUGGUUUGGGUCGAAGAACACGACAAACGCUCCUUCCUCCUGGACUUACUCAACGUUGCCGAUUUACAACAACCCUCCGCCGAAAGCUUGACCCUCGUGUUCGUCGAAACGAAAAAGGGUGCCGACUCUUUGGAGGAGUUCUUGCACAACGAGGGCUACCCGGUCACGUCUAUACACGGAGAUCGUACCCAACGCGAACGAGAAGACGCCCUCAGACAGUUCAGAUCGGGUAACACGCCCAUUUUGGUAGCGACCGCGGUCGCGGCCCGAGGGUUGGAUAUUCCGCACGUCAAACACGUUAUCAACUUUGAUUUGCCGUCUGAUAUCGAAGAAUAUGUGCACAGAAUCGGUCGUACCGGCCGUAUGGGUAACCUCGGUCUAGCGACGUCCUUUUUCAACGACCGCAACCGCAACUUGGCCACCGGCCUUAUGGAUUUGUUGGUCGAAGCCAAACAGGAGUACCCAAGUUGGUUGGAGGGCGUUUCGCAGGACGGGCGAGUGCCGAGCGGCGCCAACAGACGAGGCGGUAAAGGCAGAUACGGUAGCGGCGGCGGCAGCAGCUUCGGCAGUCGCGAUUAUCGUCAACAAUCGGGCGGUGGUGGCGGCGGCGGUAGCGGAGGCGGCAGUCGCGGACCGCCACAAAGAUCCAGCGGCGGCGGAUACGGAAAUAAUGGAUACGGAAACGGAAGUAGCCAUUAUGGAGGAAUGGACAGAGGAAGCAACUUUGGCGGAAACUACAACAAUUCUAAUAGUCGCGACGACUGGUGGGAAAAUUAGAUUUUAAAUUAAAACAAAAAAAACAGUCGACAAACCUUUAGAUGAAUACUUAACCAAACACGUACCUACUACUACCUAAAAUACUACUACUACCAACAAAUUCGUACACUUAGUAAUCCAAGUCUCUUUAUAUGUCAGUGUUUGUCUCCUUCAUAUCUCCUCCCCUGCCUUCCCUCCCCACCCAAACCCGAUCCUCUCCGAGAUACAUAUUUAUUGAUCUUUAUUUUUCUUAUAAGGCAUUAUUUAUUUGGUGAUGAUAUCAAAUGAUGAAAAACAAAAUAAUAAACUACUACUGAGCUACUGGCGACCCUAUGCAAUUGAUAUAUAUGCACACGCACAUAUGUGAGUGAGUGACGGCGAUUUUAAACUCUUAAAAAAAUAAUUUUAAUGUCCUUUGUUCAAUGAUUAGAAAAAAAAACUUUCGUUACUCUUGCUAGUAAUCGAUUUUUGGGAAAUUUUAUCAUUUUUCCCAAUUUUAAUCUUUUAAUAACGAAAAUUACGUAUCUUAAAAUAUGAUUUUUACACGCAACAAUAAUAAUUUUCACUUUUUAUCUUAUUAAACCAAAAAGUAUGUGCUAAAAUUGUGUUUCUAGUAAGAUAUCAAUCAAAAGUGUGAAACUGUUAGGUCACAAAGUGUUUUAAAGAAAUUUAAACGUGUGUACAUAAUGGUAAACAAACAAAAAAUUAAUUGAAUUAUAAAAUGUAAACCACUCUUUCAUAUUUGUCGAAUUUUCAAAGCGGAUCCGGUACUAUCAACAAACUUUUUUAGUUCAAAAAAAUGAAACUAAACCAACAUUUUGAUGGCUCCUAAUCCGCUCAAGGGCUAUUUUAAACCACACAACUCGACGUACUUAUUAAAAAAGAACAAUUUAAUCUAUAUAGACAGUAGUCGUUUAUCCUCUACUGUUAGUUGACGUUUGAGACAGUUUUGAUAUUUGUUCGAGCGAAACGUCAAUUGUCAAAACGUGCGUGACGUUUGACAUACGACAGUUGACGUUUGUAAUCAAGUUGUGUGGCGUAAAAGGGUCGUGCGUUGUCGAAUAUGCGCGAUAUAGAGGGCUCAAAUAGCGUUGCAGUUACAGCUAUUUAGGGCGCUAAGAAUUUGCAAAAACAUUUUGACUGUGAUAUUUAACGAUCUAAGUGAAAUAAUAAAAAUAGAAAAACAAAUAUCGUUGAUUCGAUUGUAUUGAGUUCUUCGAAGCUGUGACGACGAUGAUGGAUAGUGAUGAUGAGACCGAAAUAUCCAAGCAAAUACAGUCAGAUGACAAUGUGACGCGCGCGCGUUUGUUGGCGCGGCGAUGAAAUCUUAGCGUAUUUAAUUUAUAAAAGUAACAAAAAAAGAUAUUUAAGAUUUUUUUUUGUAUAAAAAAAAAAAUAUAGUUUGUAAGGACGAUAAUCUUAAAAAAAAGCGUUAGAGUGGGCACGUCUUCCUUUUAGAGGAGUUCCUAAAGGAUAAACAAAACCUUCGCGCGUACUUAUUUUUUUUUAAACCUAGGAUUCAAACAAUUUAAACAUUAGUUACCCUUAAGAAAUCCAUUUAUGUUACAAUUUUCUCAAUUUACCGUCAAAUUUGAUAAAAAUCUCAUAUUAACAUUGAUAGAUGAUAUUUGUCGCUUAUUAAGUUUUAUAGACGAAAUCAUCACCUUUUAAGCUUAAUAGGCGAUCAAAUUUAGUAAAGCCUUUCAGCAGGAAAUAAUGCUUAAUUUUUGUGGUGAUAAAUAUCGAUGUUAAAAGUCUGAUAUUAAAUUUAAUAGUUAUAAAUAUCGCCUAUUAAAUUUUUAAUUGUCAAUAAAUGUCCUAUUUAAAUUUGAUUGAUAUAAACAUCGCCUAUUAAAUAUUUUUGGUGGUCAAUGAAUAUAAUCUUUUAAAUUUUGAUGACCAAUCUACAUCAACAAUAAAAUUUGUUAAAAUGUGCAGAUUUACUAUAAUUCUCAAUAAACAAAUCCUAAAUUUGAUAGAAAUCUCCUAUUAACAAUAAUAGAUAAUAAUUAUUGCUUAUUAAGUUUGAUACAUGAUAAUUAUCACCUUUCAAGAUUUAUAGAUGAUAAGUAUAUCCUAUAAAUCUUGGUAUGUCUUUUCAAACGUAAAUAACAUUCAAUUUUUGUGCCAUACUGUCAAUUUUAUUUAAAAAUAUAAAUAUCGCCUAUUAAAAUUUAAUAAAUAUGAACAUCGCCUAUUGAAUUUUUUUAUUGUUGAUAAACAUUGUCUAUUACAUUUUUUAGGGCUGAUAUAUCACCUAUUAAAUUUUGAUAGAUAAAAUAUAUCCUAUUAAAAUGUUCAAUAAAUAUUGUCUAUUAAAAUUUGAAUUGUUGAUACACAUUGAGCAAAUUAAAAUUUUAAUUUUUGAUAUAUAACGCAUAUCUUAAUAUUUAUUGUCAAUGAAAAACGUAUAUUAAAAUUUCUAUUUUCGAUAAAUAUCGCUUAUUAAAAUUUAGAUUUUCGAUAAGCUUAUUUAAAUUUGAUUGUCGAUGAAUAUCGCCAAUUAAAAUGUUGAUAUUCGUAAAAUAUCACCUAUUAAAAUGUGUUUAUUUAUAAAUAUCGCUUAUUAAAAUGUUUUCAAUAAAUAUCGCUUUUUAAAUUUUUUAUUUUUAAUGAUAAUAAAAAUUUUGAAUGUCGAUAAAUAUCUAGUAAAAUUUUGAAUUUCGAAAAAUAUAUCUUAAUUAAAAUAUUGAUAGCCAAUAAAUAUUGCGUAUUCAAAUAAUUUCAACGUUUUUAAAAAAAUUAUUUUUGAUGAAUAUCGCCUUAAAAAACUCGCUUAUUAAAAUGUUCAUUUUUCAACAAAUAUCGUUUAUUAAUUGUUUAUUUUUCAACAAAUAUCCUCUAUUAAUUGUUUAUUUGUCGAUUUGUUACUUGAUGGUCAAUGAAUAUCGCCUAUUAACUUUUCUUUGCUAAAAAGUAUCGCCUAUCAAGUUUGAUGUAUAUUGAUUGGUUUUAGCGUAUUUUUGUGCCGAUUUUGUUUGAACGGGGAUGCGCGAUGCGAGGUUAUUAAUGGCUCCUUCCUUUUGUGUCUCUACAGUACUGGAUCAAACUGCAAAAAAACGACUUGCUACCGAAUACAGGGUGGUUAAUCGUAACCUUUAAUUAUUAUCUCUAGUAGUUUUUUUUUUUCGAAGUUUGAUGCAAUACCGUUUGUUUAAUUUCUAACUAAACCAGACUCUUCCCAGGUGUUUUUUAUAUUGAUUUCGCCGAAUACAUACUUUGUAGUAUUUGGUUACUUUUUUUGUAUUAUUUUUUUAAUAUUUAGUUUUUUUUUAUUUAUAUUAGUUGAAUAAUAGAUUCGCGUGACUGAAUAGAGUAACAGUUGUAGUGGGCUGAUUAAAAACAUUACUACUAAGAGCGACGUUUGUUUACCAACGUGUCGCAUGUUUGUAAGUAACCGUCGCUCUCGAUUGACAGAUGACAUUUUGAUACUGAGUGCCUGCGUUAAUAUAAUGAGUUAUUCGAUUCAUUCAUAAACUACCUGUGAUACGGUUAGAAAAUGUGUGCCUAUUCUAACUGGAUGUGAGAAAUAAUCACAUUCGUAAAAACAAUUUGAAAGUUAUUCGAGACGAGAUGAUGAUGAUGUUGUAACGAGGAGCUGUGACUGCAACUUUUAUUCGGUUCGGAGGAGUACUAAACCGUGACACAAACUGGCAAAUCCUUUUUUGUAUCUAAAUAAAAAAAAAUAGGAUUUUCUAAUAAUUAUAAUUUUUUUUGUUCGUUUCUUCUUCGAUCAGUUUGUGUCAUCGCUCCGGGCCCGGUUUCGUUAAUAGUAUGGGAAUAUUUUGAUUUUACGGGAUGGCAAAAAUGCUCCACAAUCCUUUAUUAAAUAAUAGAGCAUUAUAAUUUUAAUGCAUUUACACAAUUUGUUCUGUUAGGAGUGCUGCUACAGCAUUUAUCAAUUAAUAAAAUAUUUAAAGUUCCGUU
This is a messenger RNA of Psylliodes chrysocephalus, 6446 nucleotides long. The record is from the annotation of a GenBank genome assembly. Lineage: Eukaryota; Metazoa; Arthropoda; Insecta; Coleoptera; Chrysomelidae.